AUGGCCGGGGCGUCUGAUAGGAUGGCUGAAUUUGUGAAGGCCUUGGUGGAGUACGGCAUAGACUCCGGCGAUUGGAGCUAUGUCCUGUCCAAGGAUGGUUCGAACCAGGCCAAGUUGCAACAGCUGUGCCGCUCCAUUUUGGAAACAAAGUGGAGCCAAGAAAAACCGGAGGCUCUGGAAGGCACCAUAGCUGGCAAAAUCUUGCAGUGCUGGAAGGACGGAAAAUCGGGCAAAGAGCUAUGGAAAGACAUUGCUCAGGAGCUUGAGUACGAUGAGAAGGUGAAACGGAGCUCCUGGAAGGAGAAGGAGAAUAUGGUCCAAGAAGAUCAAGACAAGUUAAAAUGCCUCGAAGAAGGCAUGUUGGUCAAGACCCAUGAUGACAAAGAGCUCAAGUUACAUGCCACUGACAUGCAAAAGCAGCAGCAGGGGGUCUUCAACAAAGGCAGAAAUCCUCAGUGGACACUUCUUGCAGGUGAAGUAGCUGAAGUGACUCAAGUGCACCCUACGGGGUCCUUUCGUUUGCAACGUCAGGGAGGCGAUGAAAGCUUCUUGGCAGCGCCUUCCAUCGCUCGGCGCCUUUGUAUCGCAGAGAAUAAACAUCGCUUGAAUCCGCCGGAGAAAAAGUUGAUUGGAAAACCGAAGGAAUGGGCUGAUGAGCUCAAGAAGAAGUGGCCUGUUUUUGAUGACACCAACCUGAAACCAAUCACAAGAGACCAUGGUGGCCAAGAAUUGAAGGACGCCAAGAUUGAGACUCCUAGGCCUGACAAUUUGAAAUUGAUAUUCACAGCUCAAAGCAUGGACCAGAGGCCCAGGAGCCCUUAUCUUGGAAGAAGUCCCAUCAAGUACGCAUCAGAUCUACUUCUACUCCCUGCAGUUUGCGCACUUGUCAAGACAAUUAAGCCUGUGAAGAGAGAAGCAGCACAGGAACUGCUUGGAAAGAUCCAGCGGCAGGAAAUCGAUAUGGGCGAGCCCGGCGUGGGAGGCUUUGCUUGGCAGUCUUUGGCAACGAAUGGUUUCCGAGCAGGCAACAUGGACAAAGCAAUCCUCAUAGCAUCGAUACCCGGUGCAGAUCAAGCCCUUUACAAUGAUGUCCUGUUCAUGUCGUUGAUGCAUGACUUUCACUUUGCCAUUACUUGGGAGCAGCACUAUGGCAAUGUGUGGCUGGCCAACUGGUUGCGGGAGCUUCUUGUCGGUGUUGUUGGAGGUGCUAAGCCCAUUGUCAUCACUGGGGCCAAACAAAAGGAUGACACAGGCAAGGAAGGCCUGCACAAAGGGGCAAUCGGCUAUGCGCAGACGUCGGAGGUGUUCCUUUGCUUGGCCUUGGGUAUUGACUUUGAGGUGGUUUUUGUCAAGGACCUGUUCGAUGCCUUUCGUCCUUUAGUCAGUCUUGCCAAGAAGAAGGACUGGGAACAGCUGGAAAAGAGCCUUAAAGAGUUUGAACCAGGCUAUCUCCAGGAGUGUCUCCGUCACACAGAUGCUGCGGGCAAGAGUGCGCUCUUUACGCUAAUCCGAGAGGCUGCACGGCCAGAUGGAAAAUUCAAGAGAGCAAAUGAGAUCGAUCCCCACAAGAUUGUGAAGGAGCUUCUGGACAAAAAAGCUGAUCCAGCUCAAUCGGAUUUCUAUGGCUGGAACUCUUUGCAUCUUGCUGCGCGCUUCAGCACCCCCAAAACCAUCGGGGUUUUGGUCCAGUGCCAGCCUGAGCUCUUGAAUAAGAAGGACGCAAAGGGCCGUUCUCCCUUGUACAGAGCCAUCAAGCAUCAAAACAAGGUUGCAGCCGAGAAGUUGAAAGAAUUGGGAGCCACUAUGGAUGGGACAGAACAAGAUAGCUUGCUCUUGGCGAGUCUAGCUUCAUGA
This is a messenger RNA of Durusdinium trenchii, 1854 nucleotides long. Lineage: Eukaryota; Dinophyceae; Suessiales; Symbiodiniaceae. The record is from the annotation of a GenBank genome assembly.